AUGUCCACCACCAUCUGCCAGGUGAUGGGGUUCCUGGUGUCGUCGCUAGGCGUUGCGGGCUGCAUCGUGUCCACUGCCAUGGAUAUGUGGAGCACGCAGGACCUGUACGACAACCCGGUCACGGCUGUCUUCCAGUACCAGGGGCUGUGGAGGAGCUGCGUGCGGCAGAGCUCUGGCUUCACAGAGUGCAGGCCGUACUUCACCAUUCUUGGGCUGCCAGCCAUGUUCCAGGCUGUCAGGGCCCUGAUGAUCGUGGGGAUCGUCCUGGGCAUCCUUGGCCUCCUUGUGUGCAUUUUUGCUCUGAAGUGUAUCCACAUUGGCAGCAUGGAGAGCACAGCAAAAGCCAACAUGACCCUGACCUCUGGCAUCAUGUUCAUCAUUGCUGGCCUGUGUGCCAUCACUGGAGUGUCUGUGUUUGCCAACAUGCUGGUCACAAACUUCUGGAUGUCCACAGCCAACAUGUACCAGGGAAUGCAGAAUAUCCAGAACAGGUACACCUUUGGCUCAGCUCUGUUCGUUGGCUGGGUGGCAGGAGGCCUGGCCCUUGUAGGAGGCAUCAUGAUGUGCCUUGCUUGCAGAGGGCUGGUGCCAGAAGAGUCCCGGUACAAAGCAGUGUCCUACAACGCGUCGGGGCGGAACAUCUCCUAUAGGACUGGGCCCUACAAGGUUGGUUCAGGCUAUGAGGCUGAAACGAAGCCCAGAAAGGGUGCAGGCUACGAGGAAGCUGCUCGGAGCGAGGACGGACGACGCUCCUACCCCUCCAAAUAUGACUACGUCUAG
Pogoniulus pusillus (Red-fronted tinkerbird) is the source of this 780-nucleotide messenger RNA. It is a transcript of the gene CLDN18, whose product is annotated as claudin 18. Gene Ontology annotation, cellular component: bicellular tight junction; plasma membrane. Gene Ontology annotation, molecular function: structural molecule activity. The transcript has 5 exons. The record is from RefSeq and is a predicted model, not a curated record. Gene Ontology annotation, biological process: bicellular tight junction assembly; cell adhesion. Bases 1 to 780 code for a protein of 259 amino acids. Lineage: Eukaryota; Metazoa; Chordata; Aves; Piciformes; Lybiidae.